Messenger RNA from Mus musculus (house mouse), 1537 nucleotides. It is a transcript of the gene Rrp9, whose product is annotated as ribosomal RNA processing 9, U3 small nucleolar RNA binding protein. Gene Ontology annotation, biological process: rRNA processing; ribosomal small subunit biogenesis. The transcript has 15 exons. NCBI's taxonomy places the organism in Eukaryota, Metazoa, Chordata, Mammalia, Rodentia, Muridae. The record is from RefSeq and is marked provisional. Bases 40 to 1467 code for a protein of 475 amino acids. Gene Ontology annotation, cellular component: nucleolus; small-subunit processome; box C/D methylation guide snoRNP complex. Gene Ontology annotation, molecular function: U3 snoRNA binding.
GCCAUGUGAGUUCUUCGGGGUAGCGGCACCUUGAACAGUAUGUCGACCGCCGUGGCAACUCGUAAGCGGGCAAAGCCAGCUCCCGGGCCCGGGGCGGCUCCGGUGGCCGGCAAGCGGCGGCGAAAGGUAGACUCUGCUGCGGACAGGGGCAAGUCCAAGGGUGGCGGCAAAAUGAAUGAAGAGAUUUCCAGCGAUUCUGAGAGCGAGAGCUUGGCUCCAAGGAAAACAGAGGAAGAGGAGGAGGAAGAGCUGGAAGAGACCGCACAGGAAAAGAAGCUACGCUUGGCCAAACUCUACCUUGAACAACUCAGGCAGCAAGAGGAGGAGAAGGCUGAAGCCCGUGCAUUCGAGGAGGAUCAGGUGGCCGGGCGCUUGAAGGAGGAUGUGCUGGAGCAGAGAGGCAGGUUGCAGAAGUCGGUGGCCAAGGAGAUCCAGGCCCCAGCUCCCACCGACAUUCGAGUUUUGCGGGGCCACCAGCUCUCCAUUACGUGCUUGGUCAUCACUCCUGAUGACCUGGCCAUCUUCUCCGCCGCCAAAGACUGCACCAUCAUCAAGUGGAGUGUAGAGACUGGGCGGAAGCUGCAUGUGAUCCCUCGAGCCAAGAAGGGUGCUCAGGGCCAGCCCGCAGGCCACAGCAGCCACGUCCUCUGCAUGGCCAUCUCCUCUGAUGGCAAGUACCUCGCCUCUGGCGACCGCAGCAAGCUCAUUCUCAUUUGGGAGGCCCAGAGCUGCCAGCACCUGUACACCUUCACGGGACACCGGGACGCUGUGUCGGGACUAGCCUUCCGAAAAGGUACCCACCAGCUCUACAGCACUUCCCACGACCGCUCUGUGAAGGUGUGGAAUGCAGCCGAGAACUCCUACGUGGAGACGCUGUUCGGGCACCAGGAUGCUGUGGCUGCAUUGGAUGCCCUGAGCCGAGAGUGCUGUGUGACAGCUGGGGGCCGGGAUGGGACCGUGCGUGUGUGGAAGAUCCCCGAGGAGUCCCAGCUUGUCUUCUAUGGCCACCAGGGUUCCAUUGACUGUAUCCAUCUCAUCAACGAGGAGCACAUGGUGUCGGGCGCAGAUGAUGGCUCUGUGGCCUUGUGGGGCCUCUCCAAGAAACGGCCACUCGCCCUCCAGCGCGAAGCUCAUGGGCUUCACGGGGAGCCAGGCCUGGAGCAACCCUUCUGGGUGUCAUCCGUAGCCGCCCUGCUCAAUACAGACCUGGUGGCCACAGGCUCCCAUAAUGCCCGUGUGCGACUUUGGCAGUGUGGAGAGGGCUUCCGGCAGCUUGACCCUCUCUGUGACAUCCCCCUGGUUGGUUUUAUCAACAGCCUCAAGUUCUCCAGUGCUGGGGACUUCUUGGUGGCAGGCGUGGGACAGGAGCACAGGCUUGGCCGGUGGUGGAGGAUCAAAGAGGCCCGGAACUCAGUCUGCAUCAUCCCACUCCGCAGGCUCCCUGUGUCCCCUGUUGCCGGCUCCUGACACUCUCCCUUAUUUAAGUGACUUCCAGGCCCCGCCCCUGUCCUCUUUUGUAUUAAAGCCUCCUAUUUUA